AUGGACGAUCGAAUCUCACACCUACCUUAUGCACAAGCGGCACCCUCGAUACGGCGGCAUAAGAUUCGCCGGACAUUGGGCUCUGUGCGAAAAGGCAUUCCCCCACGCCACUUCACCGACCCAAUCGUCAGGCUGAACAAAGAUGAAGCUUAUGGCAGCAUCGUUCCGUCGGGUGCCUUCUCCAAUCUAUCACCAAUGUCGAACGUGUCCGCAUUUGAAGUUGAUCUGCCCCCCGACACUCCGGUCUUCACUUCGAGCCCUCCUUCCUACGGUCCCCCACAAAACCGGUUUACCAUACCAAAACGCAUAUCUGUCGCUCCUUCGGAUCCAACCACAGUCAGCUCUGACAAUGAUACAAGAGUGUUUACAGAUGAUGAUUCGAUGGAUUUUCACAGCGACACAGCGUAUGACUCACUAGCCACUCGAGCCACGGCCAGUAGUCAUUCAGGCUUCCGUCAACCCAAAAUAGAAACGAUUUUUGAUGAGAUGUCGGUUGACCAGCAACCGGCAGAGACGGCUGGCCUAGAAGAUUUGAUGCAACGAGCCACAUUAGAUGAUACGCAGUCGAUCGUCUCACGGGAGGGAGGAUAUGGAGAAGCUGCUAAUAUUGGUAUGGGCAUUUGCGGACUUGAAGCCAAUGGCGAGAUGCAAGAAUUCAGUCCAGACCAGGCAUCUACUCCCGUUAAAAGCCCCAGAGCAGAGGCAGAAGAUUUUGUUUCAACGCCGGUCCCGAAGAGAACUUAUCGUGAAUCCCUCGUCAUUAGCUCUUCCCCUCCGUCAACGCAGCUCUUUCCACGACCGCGGCAAGUGGAACCAGAACUCCCUCGCAUGAUGAAUGUUGAUGACGACGAUGAUAUCGACUGGUCCCCCAAAUCUAAUAAUGAUAAAAAUCAAGUGACGGCAAAGGAUGUACCUUCAAGUCCAAUCCAGAGCCGCUUCGAGCAGCUGUCGGAAGAUGACGUUGAUGAACACCAAUCUACCAAGAGAUCUUCUAUCUUUGACUGGUCGGAACACUCUAAAUUCGGCAGUGAUCAGUCGAAUGGAAUCAGUCCUCGGCCGCAAACUGUGCAUGGCAAGCAAGGUAGUCAUGUUGGCAGAAGUCGACCAUCUGGACGGAAAAACAAUGCAGCCAUGCACCUCCGCAGUCAGAGUGUUCCGGUCAACCGUGACAGUUUAGCAGAGAAUGAUACGCCAUCGUCAGCCACUAAGUUUGGUACGUGGGCAUUGGGCAGCAAGCCUGUCAGCGAGGAAUGGAGUGACGAUUUCGAGUUCGAUGAUGUUGAUGUGGGCGACGGAGUAACGGGGAUGACAGAUGAGGAUAGAGCGAAGAACCGGGAAUCGAUUCGGAGCGUGAAGGUCCCACAAUCCAUAAUGGAUCGCCAGCAAAGUGUCCAUAUACAAUUUGGCCAAGUUCGAGAUUUCAUGUUACUGGUCGAAGAGCUUAAGAGACUACGUCUUCGUGGUGCUCCCCUUGGGCUCCUCGAAAGUCACUCGCGGCAACUGUGGGAAGAUGCAGAGAGCAUCAUUGAUUUGGCCACGGUGAAUGAGGAUGACGAAGCUCUGCCUCGGCCACCUUCACCGAUAUCAUCGGACAUUUUUGGAGACGAGACUCCUCCAUCUAAACGAGCCAUCGAAGACGAAGAGGGACGAAUAAUGAAUCGACGGUCCAUCUCUAGUCCAGCAACAUCUCCCUACGGACGGCCACGUGGAGAAAGUCUGCAGGCCAAGAAUUUUCUGCAGGUCAUUCACCAAAAUAGAAGGGAAGCGGAAGCCUCACCUGGCGAGGAAUCUGUUCGUGGCCGUGAGCGCGAGAAGCUACCUUUCGAUACGCAGGACUUGAGAGAUCUGGUGGUGAGGGCAGGUGUGAUUACAAGGGCACUGAAAGAGAUUGUACGGAAAGCGGAGGGUGUAUCGCUAAGCCCUGAGCGGCCUGCACCGAAGUUCCCGGAGCCGGUGUUCCGGCAAAUAUUUGAACCGCCAAACUCAUCGCCCAUUCCAGAAUCCAGGAAGCCUGGCCUCCCAAAAAGCAGGAGUGCAAACAGCUACCUUGAUGCGGUGGAUACAUCGGCUGAUCGCGAGAUUUCACAGCCAUUGAGCUUCACAAAGGUUGUCGAGGCGAACUGA
This is a messenger RNA of Cladophialophora psammophila CBS 110553, 2124 nucleotides long. RefSeq lists its product as uncharacterized. The transcript has a single exon. The coding region runs from base 1 to 2124 and encodes 707 amino acids. Gene Ontology annotation, biological process: regulation of mitotic cytokinesis. Gene Ontology annotation, molecular function: GTPase activator activity. NCBI's taxonomy places the organism in Eukaryota, Fungi, Ascomycota, Eurotiomycetes, Chaetothyriales, Herpotrichiellaceae. The record is from RefSeq and is a predicted model, not a curated record.